AUGGACCAACAAGACUCUGUACGACCGAACGAGAAGGCUCACGAGCAUAUCCAUAACAAUACGCAGAACACCAACAGCUGGCCUCACGAUGCUGAGAAGCAGGCUAAACAGCAACAGGAACAAGAUGCGCCUCCACAGGGAAAGGAAGAUAAGAAGGCCGAAAAGAAGAGUGAUCAGCCUGCAGGAGGUUACGAUGCUACACCCUUACCCUCGCGAUCACCUGGCUAUACCCUGAAGAUCACCAUCCACCGUGCGCACAAUCUGCCCAUGGCCGAUAUCAACACCUUCUCCUCUGACCCCUAUGUGCUUGCUCAGCUCGACUGCGAUGUUCCUAUGCGGCAUAAGGAAGACCCACCACUCCGGUUUCGUACACCUACCGUCCGACAGAACACGGAACCGGAAUGGAACGAGGAGUGGGUUGUCGCAAACGUGCCUUCUUCAGGUUUCAAGCUCAAGCUGCGGUUGUACGACGAGGAUCCGGCAGACAAGGAUGACCGACUCGGCAAUGUGCAUGUACACGUCCCAUCUUUCAACGAAGGCUGGACUGGUCUCAAAGAGCAACCUUACGAGAUCAAGGCGCGCUCGGGUAGUAAACGGGCGUAUAUGAUCCGUGCAGUGGCUGUCUGCCUCCAUCGAUCGAAGCACAUGCGAGGAGACCUGUUUGUCAGUAUCGAAAACCUUGGCCGUACACAGCAAGAUGGUCAGAAUGGACGAUUAUAUACUGUUGGGCCAUGCAGAUGGUUUCGACAUUAUGAUCCAAUGCUUGGUCGUCUGGUCAACAUCAAGGAACCGGACGAGGACGACGAUCAGCCGAAACAGAACGAGGCUCCGAAGCAAGACCAGAAUCAGCAAAGUGGUGAAGGCCAGAGUAAGAAGGACAAGAAAGUGCAAAAGUACAACUUUCAAGCCAACCAGAUCCAACUCGAAGGACCUAUCCCAGCACAGCUCUACCACCGCUUCGUAGAAUUUAAGCCUUUCGUCAAACGCAUGUUCACAUCCACAGGCGUUCAAGGUUUUAUCCUUGGCAAAGCACUACAUCAUCAACAUAACCGCGUCUACAACUUCGAUAAAACAACAGAAUGGGGCCACUACCCGAAUGGCCCAUGCAAAGAGAUGACACAGAAAUUCCUCGACCUCGUCCACUACGACAAAGGUGGCCGAAUCUUCACUUACGUCCUCACACUUGACGCCCUCUGGCGCUUCACCGAGACUGGCAAAGAGUUCGGUAUCGAUAUGUUGAGUAAGCACACAAUGCACAGCGACGUAAGCAUCUACAUAGCCUUCUCAGGAGAGUUCUUCAUUCGUAGAUUGAAGCACGCCCACCGUCCCGAACCACCGGAGCCAGUGGAUGAGACGUCCCAAAACCAUCCACCACAACAUGCAGAGAACCCAAUGCACCCCAACACAGACCUACCCGGUGGUCCUCCUUCCGACGAACCGCCAACUGAUCCAGCACAUUAUCAACUAGUCAUCGACAACGACUCCGGCACAUACCGUCCCAACGCCAAACUUCUACCACUUCUAAAAGACUUCUUCGCACGUUCCCUCCCAGGCCUCCACAUCCAAACCCUAGACUGCCAAAAAGACGAGGAGAAAAUGAAUAAAAUGAAACAAGAACAACGGGAUCGCAAGAAGAAGGAAGGCGAUCACAUCGUUUAUACACAAGGCGACGACAGUUCGUCGGUCUCGAGCUCGGAUAAUGAGGAUCUUGAUCGCAUCGAGGCGGGGGUUGGUGGGAGUGGAGGGUAUGAGCAUCCUGGUGGCAUUGUUGGUCAGGCGGCACGGGAUCAGAAGAGGAAGCAGCAGGCUAAGUGGGAGAAGACGAAGGGGCAGUAUGGUGGGCAUGGGCAUGGGCGGAGUGGGCAUAGUGGCGACGCGAAGGCGGGAGCGGAAGGUAGUGUUUCUGGGGUGGCCGCGAGGGAGGCAGGUGCGAAUGGUGUCUAA
Recurvomyces mirabilis is the source of this 1944-nucleotide messenger RNA. RefSeq lists its product as uncharacterized. The coding region runs from base 1 to 1944 and encodes 647 amino acids. NCBI's taxonomy places the organism in Eukaryota, Fungi, Ascomycota, Dothideomycetes, Mycosphaerellales, Teratosphaeriaceae. The transcript has a single exon. Gene Ontology annotation, biological process: positive regulation of gene expression. The record is from RefSeq and is a predicted model, not a curated record.